AUGGCGACAGCCGAUCGUGCGCUAAGUGAGGCUUGGAAAGUGUAUAAUUCGGCCUACAAGUCGAUUGAAGCUGCAGUGGUUCUGGAGGAGAGUCGAGGUACGACACGUUCAGAUAAUAACGUACACUUCGGCAGGCAGUGUUCAGGAGGCUCUGAAGCAUUAUAAAGUAGCUAUUACAGCCCUCGAUAGGGCCCUCUCCUCACCGGCCGUGAAAGGAUGUAAGACACAAUUUGUUCAUCGAAUUUCUUUAGCAAACUCACAGGAUAUGAUGGAGGUGCGCUCGAAAAUGAAAAAAUACCGCGAACUCGCUGCGGAAAGAUGCGUAAUUCUUUGUGCGUCUCCCAGCUUGUUUUGAAGUGAAAUGCUUGGCUUUGGUGACUUCUUACUCUGUUUUUCUCUUUGCCUCACAGCCAGACCUCGGUCUUCCACUGCUUCGUCUUCCACAAGAAAGAUCCCUCCACCAGCGGCGAAGAGAUCGAUUGCAGAAGCAAAAGUACUUUCAUACGCCUUGCAUUUUAUCGUCUCUGUCCUAGGGUACUGCCUCCGAAAAACUGAAAAAAUAUGACCAGGCCCUUGUGGGGAAAAUUCUUGAUGACGUAUGGACCGACUGUUCGCAAGUUUCUUUCGAUGAUAUCGGUACACACAUUCGUUUUAUACCAUAAGUUGCACUUUAAGGAGAACCUUGAACAUUUUGUGGGUUGAAGUGCCUUCUCUGCCCAACAUUGCUUUCCCUCCUAUAAUUUUCCUUAUGUUUGUACCGGUACGCGUAACUGAAUUCUUGCUCGUAUGUACGUGGCGGAUCCAUCCCCUUUAUACUCUAGCCUCACGCUGAGCAUUACUUAAUCUCGACAUUUUAUUUUACUAGCAAAACAUAAGUAGGAAGAACUUUGAGGUAGAAAUGUUCUGCAUGCCCGAGAUCUGAAAUAUGGAGGUUGACAGAAGUUUGUCUCACACGAGCACCUCAGGUGACCUGCUAGUUCACUUCAGUUCAGUUUAUUGAGGGAAAUAGGCAUAAGCUUUUGAAUACCCUAUUUGCAACGUAAAAAUGUGUUGUAUACCGGAAAAGCUUCCGGGCUGAAAUAGUUCAAAUGAGCCCGUAAUGGUAGGACAAAAUGGGAGCGAGUCACAUGUGAUGAGCUCGAUCUCUCAUCGCUCCUGGACAUUUCGGAACAUGAAUAGUUCGAGGUUCUUUUUAAAGCUUUGUAUAGAUGGUGACGCCACAAAAUCUGCAGGAAGGGCAUUCCAUUAUUUGACCACUCGAACAGAGAAGGAGAACUUCCGCACAUCCAGCCUUGCCUGUUGAGUGCGCAGUUCAAACGGGUGACCUCAGAGGUUGGUCUUAGUAGCAAGUUGAAAAAAGUCCUCGAAGGGCAGGCUGCAAUCCAACUCCUUUACAAUGCGGAAUGCUCGCAAGAGAUCCCCGCAAAGUUGCCUGUAUUUCAAAAUUGUUUGAGUAGUUGGGCGACUGACUACUGACACCGAGGAGAUAUGUUAGUUACUAUUAGCCAUCAAAGUUGACUGUAAAAUUGGAUUGCAUUCGCGCUUUGUUUCAGAUAGUGUACCAUUGGCCUUACUUUGCAAAGCCAGGCCCUUAAUUUGUCCUUGUGUUCAGUUCUAUUUCUCACUUGCUUACUUGCCCCUUUGGAAUCCUUGCGUUCUGACCACAAACUUGCUUUUUAAUGCUUCUUCCUCUCAAGCUGGAAAUGAAGAAGUUAAGGAGCAUCUCCGCGAAGCUGUCAUUUAUCCAGCUCUCCGACCUGAGCUCUUUACUGGUCUCCGAUCCCCAGUCAGGGGAAUACUUCUCUUCGGACCUCCGGGAAACGGGAAAACCAUGUUGGUUCGUGCUGUUCAACAGCUUUGUGGAUUUAACUCCCAUAAAUGAUUACCGUAAAUAGAAUGAGAAUCGGCCACGGCGGGAAUACAGUGUCGCAACACUUAGAAUUGUCUAUUCCCCCACCAGCCUGUCUUACGGGCGGACUACUACUACUACUUCUACUACUAUUACCACUAAUACUACUACUACUACUACUACCACCACCACUACUACUGCUAUUAGUACCACUACUACCGCUGUUACUACUAAUACUACUACCACUGGCGGGAAUACAGUGUCGCAACACUUAGAAUUGUCUAUUCCCCCACCAGCCUGUCUUACGGGCGGACUGCUACUUCUACUUCUACUACUAUUACCACUAAUACUACUACUACUACCACCACCACUACUACUGCUACUACUACCACUACUACCGCUAUUACUACUAAUACUACUACCACUGGCGGGAAUACAGUGUCGCAACACUGAAGAAAACUUUUUCCCCCGUCUACCACCACUGAUACGGCGAAUACUACUAAUAAUCCUACUAUUAGUACUACUACUACUACCACCGCCACCACGGCUGCCAAUGCUACUCUACCAACGCUUACAGUAUGGGUAACUAACUGCAAUAAUACUAGCAUCAGUAACGGAGUGUUGCGACACUGGUAUCCAACCUCGGCGCCACUUGCUGUCGCGUAUGCAGAGUGCACGUUUAACUUCCAUAAACUCGUUGGGGCUGGAAUAUUACCAAACACUGAUUAAAUCCGCAGAAUUUAUCAGCUUGGCUUCCCGUGGGGUAAAAUGCAUUCCUCUAAUAUUUGAAAAUCGUCUCUCACUAUAUGCCAACUGUGACUUCCUUAACGUUAUUCCCUUGUGCUUUUGAAACUGAUGUUUUCGGCCUUUCUUGUCGUGACGAUAACAGUCUUCUUAUCCCAGUAUUAUAAUGCCGUGUACUGUGUGCUACAAUUUUUUGACUUCAGAUGUCGGAAAGCAGCGUAUACCUGACGGUGCCAUGCUUCGUUUAGACGGCUAAUUUUACCAUCGAAGGUCUCUUGGUUGUCCACUCCCUAUUAUUUCGUUUAUAGUCAGCCCAGCUGUUCUUUCCUCCCAUAGCUACUGAUACGUAGCCUGUAUUGGGAAUCCCCCUUCGAAAAGUCCCAACCCAUCAGACCAAUAUUCCCAGGCCGUGACUCUACUAGCGUCUCUUGAUACGUUUGGUGACGUUACACCUUAUAAUUGCAGUGGGUCAAAUGUCACGGUAAAAGCUAUACUUCUGACCCCGUUCACGAACUCACUGUCUUUCAAUGCACAAUCUUCUUAUUUGUUCCACAGGCAAAGGCAGUUGCCACCGAGUCCAAAUGUGUAUUCCUGAACAUCAGCGCUGCCAGCAUACUAUCCAAGUGGGUAGGAGAUUCAGAGAAGUACGUAAAAGUUCUCUUUGCUGUUGCUCGAGCCCUGGAACCGGCGAUCAUCUUCCUGGACGAGGUCGACGCUCUUCUGAUUGCUCGGAAGGAGGACAACAACAAUGUGGGAAGGCGUGUUCUCACCCAGUUUCUCGCCGAAGUCGAUGGUGUAUGUGCUCUCUUGAAUGUCUUCUGUUGCGUCAGACGGCGGCUUUAUCUCCGCUUUAUGCCUUCCACCCGAUGCCUUCUCCAGUCGACCUUAUUUGAACUCGGUGCUGGCGCAUGAUGGGCUGGGGAGGGGAGAGGGAGGCGCUGACGCUGCACUUACUUCCAUCACGCUCUACUAAAUUUGGCAGACUUUAGGAUGUGGUGAUAAUCGUGGCUUGGGAGAUUGUCAAUUGACUGGCUGAUUCAGCCCUACUCCAGACUGAGAUUCAGGCUGUAAUGCCCCCCUCUUAAUCAAUCCUUAUGCUAUUCCUUACAGAUGUCAAACACGAGUUAACAAAGGCCCAUCCGCGUGCAUAGAGGGGCCGUCGCGUGUGUGGUACGCGUAAGUACAGUAGAUGUGCUAACUCAUGAAAUGUCAACCAAAAUGUCGAAAUGCGUUCUCGUUUCGAAAAGAUAAAUUGAGUAGUGUUGUAAAACUAAUCAUGAUGCGGCAUACAUCUAUAAUGAUCCAGUUACCGCAGGGUGUCGGCUUUCGAAAGAACAUAUUUUCGGUUGCAUGCAAGAUCUAUACUCUGCAAAAAAUGACUACUUAAUUAGCUGAAGUAGGCAAGAACGGCAGGAUUUAUUGGUACCAAAAAAUUUCGCGACUGCUCUUCAGCUGCGUCCUGUCGCUUCAUAAGAGAGAUAACGAGUGAGAAGAAUACAGCAGAUUUGAAUUCGUGCAGAAAAUCAAUGCAGAAACUGCAAGGUUAAGGUUUUGGGCAAAGCCGACUAAUCGAUAAAGUUAGUAACACAAACACCGUAGGGGAAGAAAGUGAAAAAAAGGAACGUUAAAGAGCAAAAAAAUGAGAGGAGAGAUGGGGAAUCAUGGAGCUAGAGGCUACCAUGGCAAUGUUAGGUUAACCACGUGUUCCAAUUGUUUACAAAGAUCUGGUUUCACUCGUAUAUAGGCUGCCUCCAGGUAACGCAUGCAAUUUUCUCAUUGAUUGUCGAUGCCCUUGUAAAUUCAAUUAUCUUUAAUGGAAAACAUGCAUAAAAAUAUUCAUUCUUUUACUUAUUCGGUAGAAAAUCACGUCUUCUUCCAAUUUCAUACUCAAAAAGAAGAGUAUAAUUCGCCUUUAAAAAAACUUUUCUAAUUCCCGAAUAAUUUUGAACCCGACCUGCUGUUACACUUGCAUUCAGGGUUUCAAAACUACAAGCUGUAUAUUUUUCGGGUACGGAAAACCAUGCAUUUCUCUACGGUGUUAAGAGGAGACCAUAUGAGGUUCAUAAAAUUAAGCAGUGGAUUUGAGCAAUAUUGUUAUCUUUACAAGCCACAUUCGUAAAUGCAGAUACAUGACGUUUCAUGAACGACUAUUUAACGGUAUUAAAAAAUCUCACAAUUAGAAACUUUUUUAAAACCGAAUUAUACUCUUCUUUUGAGUAUGAAAUUGGAAGAAGACGUGAUUUUCUACCGAAUAAGUAAAAGAAUGAAUAUUUUAUGCAUGUUUUCCAUGAAAUAUAAUUGAAUUUUCAAGGGCAUCGAAAAUCAAUGAGAAAAUUGCAUGCUAAUUAAGUAGUCAUUGUUUGCAGAGUAUAGAUCUUGCAUGCAGCCGAAAAUAAGUUCUUUCGAAAGCCGACACCCUGCGGUAACUGGAUCAUUAUAGAUGUAUGCCGCAUCAUGAUUAGUUUUACAAUACUCAAUUUAUCUUUUCGAAACGAGAACGCAUUUCGAAAUUUUGGUUGACAUUUCAUGAGUUAGCACAUCUACUGUAGGUCUUUAUGGUCACGCUGCCAGCGCGUCUAUGUCUGUCUCCUCAUUGUGCCUGAAAUCACGCACUAGCUACCGUAACCUCCUGAUCUAAUAAUGCUUCUCGUCGAGUGCGACAAAAAGGACUGUUUUGUGCUUCGAUAAAGACUGACGCUUGUAGUUAUGGUAUGCGUGUACUGGCUAUUCUCCGUGGAAGGGAGGGGCACCCAGUUCGAAUACUUAUGCAAGGACCUGUACUUCGAUCGGGCCACCCUGUUGGGUGCAAUCUAAAAUGUGGCAGAUGGAACUAAAAAACCAGCCGUGCAAGGUCAUGAAAAACUUAUCGAACGCCCUAAACAAUCUGUCUAUUAGGAAAUCUGGCCAGUUGGAUACGGCAGCGUGAACCCUCUCCCUCCGUAAUAGAGGUGGCCGGGGGCCAAUUUUUUGGAUACCUAAUCGCAUUUUCUAACUCCAACCCUAGCCCCCAAUCCUGGCACUAACGCUAACCCAACCCCGGGAAUUUUGGGCAAGGCCACCUGUCUACAUCCUCGUGUCCAACCAGCUGGCCUAAGGAAAGUUGCAAUAUAGACAGACCUAAAGCAUCGUGGCGCAAUAGCAUUUCAGCUAGCAUUAUUCCGGCUACUUGUGGCGUUCAUGCCAGGGCGGUCGUCAGCUAAGUACUGCAUGUUUUUUUAUCGCCCUCCGCUGCUCAUGCAAGUGUGCUUAUCGCAAAUAACAGCAGCAGGAGCGUUGUCUCUUUUUUGUUCAGUCGUUGAAAAUCUGCUUUCCUCUGAGGCCUUGAGCUUGUGAGAACUGGGUGUUUCCCCGCCGAAAAAUCAUUCGCAGAUUUUUGUGACAUAUUAACAUAAGGGAGGGCUCUCUGCAUCAUAUAUUUCUUCAUUGGCCACCUGCUUGCAAGCUGCUUAGUGCUUCAAAUUUCAUAAUUUGUUUCCCGGCACUAUGAAGGGUCAUCUUGACAUAGAAUUGGCUUACUCAGUGGGCAUGAUCCAGAGGCCUCUACAAGUCUGUGACAUUUCUUUCCAGGCUGAAAUAUUCUCGUUUCUUUGUUGCACUACUUCAAGCCGACGCAUUAUUGUUUCAAAUGACUGUACAAAAUAAACUCUUGAUUUUGAUAAUGCCUGCAGUAGGCGUCGAAACUCAUAAAACUCUGGCCGAAGUCCUUUAUUAUGCUUUAGAGCAAGAACGUCGGCUGGAAUGAUGGUGCAACGCUAAUUAUACGGGCUUUCGGUUAGAAGCCCUAUUGAGUAACCUGUUUAAUUCGCAAUUCACGAAAAAUCACUGCGUUUUUUAGCGUGCAGUUGCAACUGUCUCUGAACGCUCGUAGAAAUUCUGCUGCAGUUUCCAGAGGCGUGCAAAAAAAUUCAUUUCUGACCCGUAUAUGGUGUUGGAAAGUUGUUUAAGACGGGUGCACUUCCGUUUGGGAUAAUUUUCACAAUCCCUGCAUAUCCUGUAAACCAAGUUAUGUUUUCAGUUGUUUAUGAGAUUUACGGGUUGCAUGAUGUAUGUUUGCUUUAACGCAGACUCAUUUAGCACCUCGGGUUCUUUAUCAGAGAUCUCAUUUCGUUCACAAAGUGCUGUAAUUACUACAAGUGAUAUGUUUGAAAAACGGCACCGAUUCAUCCGUGGAUUUAGUCAAUGCAACUCACUGCGAUGCUCUCAAAUGCCAUUGGUACAGAUGGUGCAAGCAUAAAAAGGACAUUUUUGUGCAUUUACUCGUAGAAAUACGACCAAGUGCAUGCAAGAAUUGUAAAUCGAUGGCAGAAUACACACAACUGAAGCUGUAGCUUUUUCUCAAUUGUUAUUUAACCAGAAGCCGUCAUAUAACCAUGUGUUAGUUUUCUUGCAACGGUGUUUUGAGCUAUAUUCGUACCUAAAGGAAUUUUCGGAGGCCUCCGUCGAUGCCCUACGGGUUUCGGAACUGUCUACGAUCUCUACUCUGUACUUGUAGCGAGCGCUAAGGACAGAACUGUCAAUCCCAGACAAUGGAUAUCACGAUAAGACCAGAGUUAUGAAAGAAUUAACACUCAAAAGUCAAACGACCUGGCAAUCCAACACAUGCCGAGCGCGUCGCGUAGAGUUGUGUUUCUUCCAUUCAGUUAAACAACCAGUAAGUUCAAGAAUAAGGAACAGGUAGGGGAAGGCAAGAUAGGCUGGCGCCUCGGAACAUACUAUUCUACCAAGCCGAGUGUCUCUUCUCCCCACCCUCUGAUUUCAGUGCAUUUACCGGAUAAGCACUCUUCAUGCAUUUACCCGAUGCGAAUCCGACCCUUAACUUCUAUCUCAUGCCUAAAUCAUUCUAUAUGUUGCUUCAGGCCGGUUCCGGCGAAGAGCGCAUUCUUGUACUCGGUGCAACCAACAGACCCCAAGAGUUAGACGACGCAGCCCUUCGUCGAUUUCCCAAAAGGCUCCUGGUUCCCAUGCCGAAUUUGGCUGCCAGAACCCAGCUGCUGAACAUUCUGUUGCACAAUCAGCCGGAUAUCAAGUUAUCUGCAUCAGACAUCAGCCGAGUUGCCCAGUAAGUGCUUGCACGUAGUCCCCAUGUGACUUUUAUAUCCAUUACGGCUCAUCCAGAACCUUACGGAUGGUUGACGCAUUUUACUUUUGCCACCGAAUUUUUAUUUGGCCAACUUUCGUUCUCCCUGAAAAGUUGUGACCAUCGCCAUUGCUUCACAGACAUUUUAGGCAACUGGUUCCCUUUCUCAGGAGUGAUUAGUGUAUGAUAGCACAUACCUAGCCAGUUUGUUGUCUGCUAAGGCGGGGCUGCCGGUCCUUUUCAUCCCGUGACGCGACAUUUGGAUUGUCAAGACGUUUUGACGGUGUUCUUUGGCGUGCAAUAUCGCCAACGUCCGCCAAUACAAUACGCAGAGACACCUGAAGCACUUUGAUAUUGGCCUGAAAAGGCUUAGUAUCCUUAUGAAGUUUGGACACGUAUAGUCACUGCCGUCCUAUCAACGCUGCAGGUUUAUUUGAUUUCGCAAAAUUAUGGCAUGGAGGGGUGGACUGCAAAGCAGUAAACCUCUCUUGGACAGAUUUAAAGGCGCUUUUACCAAAACUAAAUCAAAUUUACGUAGCCAGCAAUCAUUUGCGCCUGUGGGCAUUAUGUGAACUAACUCAUGAAACGUGAUGAUUUAAGUCUAUCUGACUACUUCUAUGUAUCUUAAACGUGCUUUUUACGUAUUUACCUAACCAGAUCGGGAAAAUGUCCUUCUUGCAUACGGUCUAUGUUUAUACAUCAUGUCCGAAUUCCAGGUGUCUGUAUAAGUAAGGAAGUACAAGACUGGUUGUCUACCGGAAGCAUUUAUUUGCCUGGGCUUUCUAACUCCUGUAGGAGUCCACCGUAAGAGCAGGGAAACAGGCGACGGUUAUAGGGAGUGCUGGACAAUCAGGGACCAGUAACGCAGACGUGGAGACAGCCGCUCAGGGCUCUACAUACCGUCGUCAAAUCGAUACAUUGAUUGAUUAAGUUCUCAUCCAAUGCCCAAACUUCAAUCAAUUCUCGGCUUAUCUUGUUUCGGGCGUGACCGAUUAUCUCAGUGGCCGUGAAGUUAAACUCGUGACCCGUUUCGUAGGUGUCGGCGGCCACCUGUGAUAGCUCUUCCCCCUGUCGCACAGCCAGUUUAUGUGCGCGUAUGCACGAUUCGAGCAUGCGUUCAGUCAGACCUGUGUAAGUACAAGGGCAGCUUAGGCACGCAAUAUGGUACACUAUGCCUGACUAUUCCCUCGGGUUUAAUCUGCCAUUGAUUUUUAUGACCUUUAUGCAUUUUUUUCGGCCGGUGGGCAACUCCGACGCAGCAAUGCGAUGUGAAUGAGGGCGUCACGUUGAAAAAGAUCAUAAUUUCGUCCGAUUUAACCCUCUGGCCUCGGAGGUCUACAGGGGAUUGAGAGGCUGAUCGAACUGAGGUAGUCUAAUUGCCUUAAAAGAACUCCAGUUUUGAGUACAUUCAUACUGCCAACUUAUAGGUGAGGCCGCCAUUUGAGGCAACGAUUGAUCGCAGUGAAUUGUUUGGUUUGUGGGCCUUUGGCAGACCAUAGAAUCGGGGCAGAGCAGUGCCAGUUGGUUUUAUUUGGCGUCAUUAAUCCUCCGUGAUCACGCUUUUGUGCAUGAGUUCUCUAAGUAACUUACUCAACCAGCCUGCUACUGCUUUGGCUUGUGAGUUCUGUGCUACUCGGUAAAAUUCUCCGCCAUCAAGUAGAGUCUUGAUUUUUUUUAUGAUAGUCUUCUCUGUUCAAAACAACCGUUGAUCGUUCCUCCUCAGUUCCUUCAUAGCUUUUGAUUCACUCUGCGAAACACAUUGAGUUGAUCUGUGUGACAUCAGUAGAGAUGUAACACGUUAUCGGACGGAGUGUUACGUGUCGUCGGUUGUUUAAGUUCACGCAAGCCGAAAAUCGAUUGAAGCCUAAGGCUUGGAUGAGAAUUCGGUCAAUCAAUGUAUCGAUCCGGCACCAGCAUACAGAGCCCUGCGCGGCCACCUCCGUGCCUGCGUCCCCGACCCCUGAUUGACCAACAAUUCCUAUAACUGCAACCUGUUCCGUCGCUGCUUUUAUCUCUGACGAUGGAUUCCUACACGAAUUCGAAAGCUCGGGCAAAUAAACAAAUGCUUGCGGUACUCAAGCAGUGUUGUUCUUCUAUACUCAUAGUUUUAUAAGGCAAAAUGUAUACUAUUUUGGAUGGAAAUCUACGUUAACAUAUAUUCAGUAAGUUUCCCUCGUUAAUAGGUGUCUUACACUGAGUUUGCACAUCCAUGUGUUUUUUAAUCUCUGAAGUCUUACCAUACAAAACUUCCCGCACUUGAGAAAUCAUUUUUUGUCCCUGCAAAUCACGUUAAGCGGGAUGUGAACUAAAGCGUUUUUUUACAAAAUCAGGUUUUAUAGAUUUUAAAAAGCCAGAGUUGUAAAUCUCUGACUUCAUGCCCUAAAACGUAAUUAUAACGCCUCCGGGCAGUCCGUUGCUUAGACUUACCGACAUGUUUCUGCACUGUUGUGCAUUUUCCUUCGUAGGACGUAAGAAAGGGCAGCGAAAACGGUUCCAAAAUAAAUGGAAAUGCGAGUUCCUUUUUUGUAGCAGACAAAUUAUCAUUUAUUUUCUGGGAGUGAAGAGCCAGCCAAAUGUUCAGUUUUCUUCUUUUACCCUGGGAAAUAACUUCUUAAGGUGCUUUUUAAGAAGGCAGCUCAUAAGAGAAAGUUCUCCACUUGGUCUGGAGCAUAUUAUUCACCCACUUUCGUUGUGGACGUUCAUGUGUUCUGGGCGAUGAGGUUUCAGGUCUAAGAUGAGUCUGCGAAUAUGACCCAACCGGCCAUCUGCAUUAGAAAGACUGCCCAAGAACUCACCACAACGUUUUCAGAAAAUAUUUUGUUUUAAGAUUUUGAUAAACUCGUAGCACAGUAUCUAUCUUCAUGCGCAGUCAACCUAGAACAUUGAAAUUCGUAUUCACCGAUAUCAGAAGGACACUAAAACUCAACGGAAUCAAUCGUCACUAAAGACGACAUAGAGAUUUUACGAAAGAAUAAAGUCGGUUAGAUCGCAGUUGGUAGUCAGGAAUGGGGAGGCGGACAGCCAGGUCCCUGUCGUACAGGAAUGGUGGGAAAGGGAGUUAUAUGGAUGGGGUAAAUUUAAGGGCUGGUAGAGGAAUGCUGGAGUUUCUCGGUAAAAGUAAAGUUACCAGGGAAAGUGUUGGGAAGUUUUAGGUAGGUGGAAUAAUGGCAAAAAUUUUAACCCUACGCUUAACCCUAAAGUCCAACCUUGACCGCAGCCAUAAGACCUAACCCUAAACCUCAAAGCCGAAACGUAACCAAAACUCUAAAACCCAAUGCUAACCCAAAACCUAGCCAUUACCCCAACCCUAAGCGUAAUCUUAACCGUAACCUUAACAGGAAUCUAAACCCUAACACUGACACUGGAACCUGACCCUAAAACGCAAACCUAAUCCUAAAACUUAACCUACGCCUAGCCCUAUCCCUCACUAAGCCCAACAGUCUGACCGAAACGGGCGACCUGCCUAACUCAGUAAGAGCACACCUACUGAUAACAAGUUCCCUAGACAAGGUAAGCACACCUACUGAUAACAAGUACGUACGUCGACAGUAUCACCGUAUAAUGUCUGGCUACCAACUGCGGUCUUACCGAAAAGUCUUCUCUGACGCGCACACAAAAUGGCAUGCUUAUGGUUGUAUGUACUAUCGAGAAUCACCUACUAGAUUCAUCAAAUUAGACGUUGUCCGGUAGGGUUUUUGAUCGGAAUCUAGUCACGCCCUUCGCCGGCUCUAAAUAACACAGGCGGGAUGACAUUCUUCAAACCAAAAUGCCCCGAGGACGGUGACGUCUUUCUUUGCGAAAUCAAGCCAGAUUCUCUUUGACCUAGUCAAACGCACCUCAAACAAUGUAAAAAAGGGAACAAAUAUGGCCAAUUCUCGUGGAACUGUUUUGGGACCUACACUUAAACUGUUGGCUACUGCCAUGCCUGACACUUCACUAACUCUUGAAGGAGAUUUAAGUACAAACUGCGCCAAAAGACUACUUUCAAACGUUAUUCUUCUUAUGCUGCUUUGUUUACUCAGGCUUUCUAUACAGUUUGCUCAGUGAAAACGACUUUUGGCGUUUUCGUGAUUUCCGCUUAUCUAAAAGAAUUGUUAUUUCUAGACAACGUAAUGUUAUUUUCGAUGGCUCUUUUGUGUUUUCAUUUUUUUGGAGAUCGUUAAUUACAAAUUUGCAGUUUUGGUCAACAGAUUUGGGCCUGGUUUCCGAGUAAUAAGAAAUUCUUCUGAGAUUUAGGCACGUUUCGUGUUAAGUACUGUGCACCCUAGCCGUCCCGGAAUUUGUCUGUCCAUUUACCAAGUCGUUUGGUCUGGUCAACCGGAUUAUCACACAUCAUUGUAACCUGGACUAAUAAAGGUCACCAAGCCCACGCGCGCGGUUAGCUGUCUGCGCCAGCUCAGCAAUUACCUAGCGGACCGAAGGAAACACUGAUAACAGCAGGGAAGCGCAAUAGAGUACGGUGUGAAUCAGAGACAAUUGUUUGCUUGGUGCUUUUGACGGAUUUGAACAACUCAUUUGGCCCGUUUGGAAGACAUCGGCAACCCCGGUGGGACUCGAAUUUACGAUAGUAAGGACGGGGUUUAAGUACAGACAGCGAUCUGACCACCUGGGCUACGAGUCCCCGCCGGAAGCCGUGAAUUUAAUCACAUUUGGGUCAAGUUACCCACCCAGCCUACUGAAACGUCUGGAAAUCCCUCAAUUCUGAUUGAGUAGACUGACUGCCCAAUCAGUCUAGAAUCCACCAGACGACCACGGGGCCCACUUAAUUACAGUGGAUGUGCUAGCUCAUGAAACGUCAACCAAAAUUUCGAAAUGCGUUCUCAUUUCGAAAAGAUAAAUUAAGUAGUGUUGUAAAAAUAAUCAUGAUGCAGCAUAAAUCUAUAAUGAUCCAGUUACCUCAGGGUGUCGGCUUUCGAAAGAACAUAUUUUCAGCCGCAUGCAAGAUCUAUACUUCGCAAAAAAUGCCUACUUAACUAGCAUGCAAUUUUCUCAUUGAUUUUCGAUACCCUUGAAAAUUCAAUUAUAUUUCAUGGAGAACAUGCAUAAAAAUAUUCAUUCUUUUACUUAUUCGGUAGAAAAUCACGUCUUCUUCCGAUUUCAUACUCAAAAGAAGAGUAUAAUUCGGUUUUAAAAAAGUUUCUAAUUGUGAGAUUUUUGAAUACCGUUAAAUGGCCGUUCAUGAAACGUCAUGUAUCUGCAUUUACGAAUGUGGCUUGUAACGUUAACAAUAUUGCUCAAAUCCACUGCUUAAUUUUAUGAAUCUCAUAUGGUCUCCUCUUAACACCGUAGAGAAAUACAUGGUUUUCCGUACACGGAAAAUAUACAGCUUGUAGUUUUGAAACCCUGAAUGCAAGUGUAACAGCAGGCCGGGUUCAAAAUUAUUCGGCAAUUAGAAAGGUUUUUUAAAAACGAAUUCUACUCUUCUUUUGAGUAGGAAAUUGGAAGAAGACGGGAUUUUCUACCGAAUAAGUAAAAGAAUGAAUAUUUUUAUGCAUGUUCUCCAUGAAAUGUAAUUGAAUUUUCAAGGGCAUCGAAAAUCAAUGAGAAAAUUGCAUGCUAGUUAAGUAGGCAUUUUUGCGAAGUAUAGAUCUUGCAUGCGGCUGAAAAUAUGUUCUUUCGAAAGCCGACACCCUGAGGUAACUGGAUCAUUAUAGAUUUAUGCUGCAUCAUGAUUAUUUUUACAACACUACUUAAUUUAUCUUUUCGAAAUGCGAACGCAUUUCGAAAUUUUGGUUGACGUUUCAUGAGUUAGCACAUCUACUGUAAUUGGCGUUUUGACGUAUUUGAAUAAUUCAUCUGGAUUUGACUGGCAGUAAUUAGAAUGUUAAAUUUUCGGCCGUCUUAGACACGCUGGUACGAGCACAAAAGCCGUAAACAGUGGAAUGGGUGUUUUCUUAAUUUUUCGGCAGGGGUUAAAUAUAUUCACGGGGUUAGGAAAAGCUACGGAGGACUUUUUACAAUAUUUAUAGAGGUAGUUGUUUUUUGGGUACAGUUUUGGCCGGCCCUUGUCGACAGGAUGACAUUUGCUGACCUGCACCUCUCCGAGGAGUCGGCGCUGCUGGAAUGUCCACAUUGCUUCAUUGUUCUGAACCCCCAAAAAGUAAUUAUUUGCUAAAAGUUCGGCACGGAGAGCAGUCAAAUGGUGAAUAAAAUACUGGAAGCAUUGUUAGAUGGAAUGAAUACUUUCGCCAGUAAAGCGGGAGUGUUAGAACGUUGGCGAAUUUGCCAGACAACAGUCAGUGUUUUCUUACCCUGCGCAUAUACUUAAUCCAUGCCAAUUUUCAUUGAUCGUGAAUACUGUCGGAUUUUAAUUUCCUCAGAAAUUAUCUACCAAGUUGGAGUAGGUCAGUAUAUUCAAGGUCUAUAGGCUCAGACCGAGAAUUUCAUGUAUGAAUAUUUGAGCCAAAGCCCAUUAGCCACAACGGGUAAUCGCGUAAUAUUCAUUAACUGUCGACAGACAACUAGUAGUAUAAUUUAGGGUAAGGUGAUACCAUACUAACAGCUCAGGUACUAGCCAAAAGCCCCUACACGCGUGUUUCGCCGAUAUUCUGCCGCUGCAUGCUGUUAGUAUGGUGUCACCUUACCCUAACGUAUACUACUAGCUGUCUGUCGACAGUUAAUGAAUAUUACGCGGUUACCCGCUGUGGCUGAUGGGCUUCGACCCAAAUAUUCAUGUAUAAAAUUCUCGUUAUGAGCCGACAGACCAUGAAUAAACUGAUCUACUCCGUAUUCAUAGUUAAUUUCUGAGAAAAUUAAAAAAGUAACAAUUUCCUCCCUAGCAGGUUUCCAACCCGGGACACUUACCCAAAACCUCAAUACAUAAAAUUCCCGGUCUGAGUCUAUAGACCUUGAAUAUACUGAUCUACUCCAACUUUGUAGAUAAUUUCUGUGGAAAUUAGAAAGCGACAAUUUCUAAAUUGGACUAUCUACCAGAGAGCAGACAGGGAAUGCUGGGGGACCCACUGACGAGCCGAACCCCUCGCGGCUACGCAAUACAGCGGCAGAAUAUUGGCGAAACACGCGUGUAUGGGCUUUUGACUAGUACCUAUGUUGUUAGUCUGGUGUCACCUUAUCGUGAAUACUGUCGAAUAGCGGGGCACGCGAUGUGGUGGGCACGGCGCCCUGUGGGGGCUCUCUGUUCGAUCUCUGGUGCAACACUGACACGGGCUCGGCUGUGAACGCAACUCGCGCUGCGAACUGACGCACGCGCGCGCACACACGCACACAGGGCGAAAGUCUUGAGCGUUUGCCGUUUGAAGUUCGGUCUUCAUGUCGUUCUCGUCUGAUGCGCACCCAUAACACUCGUUGCCAGUUCUUGCAUGACAUGUAAUUCUUUCAGAUGUACACGGACCGCCAGUAAAUGCCACCCUCGCCCCCCCCCCCGCCCCCACCACCACCAGCACCCAAAAAUGAAGCAGUUAUAUCUCAUUGUGCACCCUCGUUGAGGCGCUUAAAUCUUGCUCGCCGUAGUCAGCGAUUUUUCGAGCCUCGGGCGGUAGCACCCAGGAGUCGUGUAAAUGCAGACUGGAAAUGUUUUAUUAGCCAGUACUGGACAGAUCGUGUCAGUUCCCGACAUUUUUGUGCACACAUGGCCGGUGGUUGAAUGAGUUAGGUCUCAGGCGCAGAUGCUUAAGUCAUGUGCCUUUGUUGAAUUUUGUCGGUCGUAGACAGAUGCACCUCUCUAGCUAAUUCCACAGCAAAAUCAUAUGUCGAGCACCUCAGUUUGAGGGUGGUGUUUGGAGUCGGGGUUGCAUGGCCAGGAAAAACGGCAAAACAUGCGCGGUUGUUUUAAAAAAAAUAACCCGUGCAAUUGCUCUUUUUGUAUAAUUGAAUUAAAUCGGAUCAUACUCGCACUUGGUUGAAUUUAUAGACCGCCGAACUCAAGCCGCACAAAUCGACUUUUCUUUCCAGAAGUCAGGUUAAGUGUCGGUUAUAUCAUUUCCUGGAAGCGUUGCCUUGGUGCAGAAUGUGGAUUUUCGAAGGAGACAUUACUGCUUCCUCCGCAAGUACCCUUGGAUUGGUGAGCCGUGCGCGUAUGGCAAAUCUAUGGGAUAGUCGAAACCCUUCUACAGGACGACUUUUCCCCCGAAUGCGUACAAGUGAAAGCAUGCCUUAGUACGUUGUUCAUAGGCCAUUAAGGAACAUCAAUUCUAGCUGCACAUAGGAAGGCCGUGGCGAUAUGCAUCUACAUACAAAUGGGCAGCUUUAUUAACCGGGCAUUAAAAUCAAGACAGCCGACCGUGGGGUCGGUACGGGACAGCGUGCCAGACUGCCUGCGACACGGCAGCAUCGCAGCCGACGCCCUGGGUGUGGCUGGCGGUAAGGAUGAACCAUGCACGUGACCGGAAGGCGGCGACGGCGGUUUCGGCUAAAGUCGUGAAGUGGGAACGAACCUAAUAUUCGGUAGGAUACUGUCAAGCUUGAUAAUAACGAUAAACGCAAACCACAGCUUUAAGCUUAACCACUAUUGCGAACGUAGACUACCGACUCGACCGUAAUUCUAAAGGUAGUGCAAACUGUAGCGACAACCUGAAGUCCUUGUCAAACGCUGGACGACUAGCCUGACCGCAGAGACAAAUCUUACCGUAAAGCAAAUCCAAACCGCGACUCUAGAAAGAACCCUGACAUUAACCUGUACGGCAACCCCCUAAUCGACAAGCAUAGCCGUAAACUUUAUCCUAACCCCGAUGCCAAGGCUAAUCCUACCAAUAAAGGUACUCCGCAGCCGUAACAUCUGGCUAGAACCCCCACACCAACUCUAACCCUGACCCCAAUCAAAAGUUUAGCUCUAAUCCUAGUCCUAAAUGCAAUUGUGGCUUGUGAACCUGACCAAAUUUGACCCUCUAGCAUAGGCAUGUGUAUAACACUACACCUAAUUCCACCCUACGCAUAAGCCUGCUCCUCAGCUUAGCCUCAGCCUUAACUCUGGAGCUUGAUCUUGUUUGUUCCGGAUCCAAGGCUACGCGCAGACCAUUGUCAAUCACUUCACGGGCUGUAUUGACCCGAUCAUACAAAGGCAUAAAAAUGACAUCGAAUACUGGCGUGGACUCGAACACAUCCUCAGAAGAGGUGCGUUGCCGACUGCGGGUGUAACUAAUCGUUCGCCCUAACGCCUUCUCAGUUGGCACGUGGACUCAGUUCGCCAGCUGCGACCGUAAGUAUUCUUCGUCACGUGGGAAUGGCGUGCAUUAGUCUAGCCUGGUUGCUGAAUGGAGUACGUAGGCUUCGAUAGCAGAUACCUCAGAAUUGACUAAUUCAGUCGCCCUAGUCUUUAUCAGCAUUUCUUCUCCGUUAUUUAACCACACGCUCUCGUGUGUCGGCCCACUUCUUCGUCAUCUGCUCCCUACCGUUGUUGAUUACUUUGCCUAACUUGACUAGUGAAGGGGGCGAAAGUCUGGUGUUUUCACUUUUACAUUACUGCCAGUAUUUUUUGAUGUUGCAGUACUAUAGCUGUUUGCUUGGGAUAGAAUAGAUCAUAGGGUAUUCGCUUUGCACACUGUACCAUUCCUACUCACGGUUUAUGCGGUCAGUCAUGCGAGCAUCGGUCUGUUACAGUCUGCACGGAACAUCCUCUUUUCUUGCUUUCGACCGCGGUCGAAAGUUCGUCCUCUAAAUCUUUCGUUUUCACUCAUUUGUCUCUCCUGGGGGUCGUUCGUGCCAUUUGUCCUGCGACUCACUUUUUGCCUAGCAUACCGCCGUAGAGAGAUCCUUCACUGCAUUUGGGUAGGAAUCACCGUCAUUCUUUUCCCGAUGUACAGUAGGUGGGCUGACUCAUGAAAUGUCAACCGAAAUUCCGAAAUGCGUUUUCGUUUCGAAAAAAUUAAUUUAGUUGGGUUGUAAAAAUUGUCAGCCUGCAACAUAAUUCUAUAAUAUUUCAGUUGCUUCAGGAUGCCGGCUUUUGAGUGAACUUUCUUCCGGCUGCAUGCAAAAACUACACUGCAAAAAAACGACUUUCAAUGCCCCUAAAAGUCCAAUUAUAUUUUAUGGAAAACAUGCAUAAGAAUAUUUAUUCUUUUGUUCAUUCGGUAGAAAAUUACGUCUUCUUCCAAUCUUAUACUCGAAGGAAGGGUUUAAUUCGGUCUUCAAAAGCUUUUCCAGUUCCCAAAUAAUUCUGAACCCGCUCAACCGUUACACUUGCAUUCAGGGUUUCUAAACUACAAGCCGUAUAUUUUCCGAGUACGCAAAAUCACACAUUUCUCUAUGGUAAUAAAGGGGGACCAUAUAAAGUUCAUAAAAUUUAGCAGUGGAUUUGAUCCAUAUUGUUAACUUUACAAGCCACACUGGUACAUGCAGAGACCUGACAUUUUAUGAAUGGCCAUUCACAGUAUAAAAAUCUUACAAUUAGAAACUUUUUAAAACCUAAUUAUGUCCCUUCCUCGAGUUUAAAAUUAGAAGAAGACGUCAUUUACUGCCAAAUAAGCAAAGGAAUGAAUAUUUUUAUGCAUCUUUCCAUGAAAUAUUAUUGAACAUUUAGGGGCAUCGAAAAUCGAUGAGAAAAAUUCAUGCUCCUUAUGUAGUCAUUUUUUACAGAGUGUAGUUUUUGCAUGCAGCCGGAAGGAAUUCCAUUCCAAAACCGGCAUCCUGAGGUAACUAAAAUAUUAUAGAAUUAUGUUUUAGGCUGACUAGUUUUACAACCUCCUUUAAUUAAUCUUUUCGAAACGAAAACGCAUUUCGGAAUUUCGGUUGACAUUUCAUGAAUUGGCUCACCUACUGUAAAUCUACAUUCUCUUAGACAGAUGAUAAUUAAGGAUCGUUUGUUUUCUACGACGAAGGACAUAAGUCCCUUGGAGCCUCUGGUAGACAUGACGGUCUCCCAUGUUAACCAAAGUAAACAAAACUGACAGCUUACAAGGCCGCGGUGAGUGCAUAUCACGCGUUGACUGGCGUAUGGCGCGCUAGGGUUAGGUUUAUAUCAUUGGCCAUUCCAGGGUUCCUAGUCCUCUAAUACGCCCACACCCAUCUCAAUCCAGGUUACUCGUACUAGAGUGGAAAUUUGGCACCGAUAACUCCUCCCCCUCCAUUGUCCUUCCUGGACAAAGUAAUCGCAGUUAAGGCCGAUGUCACUGUAACUCACUGUGCAUCAGUCGUCCCACUCCAUUGAUUUGACAGUUCAUUUGAAGUGUAAGGUCUCCUACUGUUUUGCUCUCUCUGUGAAGAUUGGGUCUUGCCACUGUUGUCCAUGGUUCCUUCUACCGAGCGUCUUAUUGAAAAUAUUUUUACCUGCCUCUCCUGUCAACAACCCUUCCCCCUUUUUUAUGAGAAAAGUCAAAUUAGGUAGUUUGGUUACCUCGUGACAGGCCUCCUUCCGCACAGAAGACCAUUCCUCAAUCUAAUUUUUGAUGGAAUGAUCUGCGCAUUCUCGCGAUCGUGUUAUCCCAUGAUCGACCUCGGUUUUUUUGUCCACGGCCUUGAAAUCACCACGGCGUCACCUUUUGCUCCGUCUAUGUUCAAAAAACACCUUUUUAUUCAAUGUUUAAAAUUAUCCGUCUUCACAUCCUCUCGAAAGCCUUGUUCUCGUUAGGGAAAAGGAGACCCGAUCGCUGAAACAAGAAUUUUAUUCGCCGGAAGUUGCGGAUUCACACUCGAAUCCAUCAGCAGAUGGGAGCAGUGGACACACAAAGGUUGGAGUAUUUACAGUAUACAGGUGUUCUUCCACAAUAUACUUGUCAACUUAACGGUCCCGCAUUCAUCGCAGGUAAUCGUGCUUGAUACGCCGGUGGUUGGAUCGCCCACAUCCGAGCCGUUAAUUAUCGCAAUUUCAGUACCAAUGUUGAGUAUUGACAUGAUACUUACUUGACGGUUUAGUUCAUCUAUGCAGUCACUGGAAGCGAUGUUCGUCCGCAACCAGGUGUUGACAUGAAGGAAACGUCUGUAGUCUUCUACCGCAUUUGAUGCUGUUGCAAGCAGAGCAACUUUUUCGGAGAAGCGGGGAAAUUAUUCUGGGCGCGGAUGGUGUAACCACGUUAAUUUUCGAUUCGCGGUUCAUUUGACGGGAUGCAUUCACACCGUCAAAUUCGACAAGACAGGAAUUAUCGCAAGAGAUGACAACCGCGUCGGGCGCCGGCUGCUAAAGCCGUGGUUCUCGGACACGCAUUCUCUCGUCCCUCUUCCAAAAAAGCUAGACUGAGACUUUGCGCGAGCAGAGUGAUUGAAUAUGUUGGGGGAAUGCGAACGAAAACCGCUUCCAGUGGCGGUAUCGGUGAGUCAAAUGACCGAAUCAGUGUCACGCCUUUGCGAUGAAAGUGCGGCAAUAACUGACUCGGGUUCGACCUUCGAAACCAUCAUCACAUUAAGUACGACCAUUUCCGAUGAACUGGAAGUUGCUAAUUUCCAUAAAUUUCCUCCAAAUGCUCCAGCUCUUGUGCGCCCUUAUCUUUCAUUCUCAUCUCUAAUGGGUCCGAGUGUGAAUCCGAAAUCGAAUUAUUGUUGCAGCGAUCAAGUCUUUUUCUCAGAAGCUUCAUGCACCUCUUUACGUUUUUACCGGCAACUAAUUCUCGUUGCCGAAAACGUGUCUUUGCCAUUCAGACAACUGGUAAGAUUCUGUCUGCUCAUGUUGCAAAGUAAUUGAAAGUUUACUAUGCUUAUUUCGCCAUUUUGCCAGCGUUGCUUUAAUUUUUCGAGGAAUAGGUCAGGUUUCAUCUAAGUGAGCCGUAAAAUUCUCAUAUUUAGGAGCUUUUUCCUCUUGUCUUUAGACUCACUGAUGGGUACUCAGCUAGUGAUUUAACACAGCUCGCAAAAGACGCCGCCCUGGGUCCGAUCAGAGGUGAGCUGAGCUUCCACUUGUUUUUGCUAUUUCUACUACGCAAUCCACGUAAGUUUCCGCCAUCUCCUCACAUGCCCGCCUCUCUAUAAAGUCCUCCUCAUUGUUGCCGAUCUGGCACAUCCAAGGAUCUUUCUCAACCCCACCCCCCUCCCAAAGCUGAGUCAUUUAUUGGACGUCGCCCAAAAUUUAGAUGACUGUUUGGGAUUGACAGACAUGGCGCACUGUCGCUAGCAAUGACCAAGAAAUACUUCCAGUUAACCAAAUAGGUGUUCAGUGAAAAGAAGGGGAGUAAACCUUUCGCACAGUCCUUACCUGACACUGGACACGCACCUAUGGUAAUCACAGCAUCUAUUGCUAUAUGUGUGCUUUAACAACUGCGACACUUGGCCAUGCCCCGUUUUAAUAUGGAAUCCAGUGGAGGGGGUUUAUAUUCAAUUCAGAAGGAAUUAGGCAUACUUCGGACAUUUCGACUGAUGCCGGUGAGGCAGAUGUCUGCCUGCGUUGCGUCAACUUCUGAACUGGUUGGAGCGAAUAUCCACCUCGGCCCAGGGCGUCUAUUUGUCAGUGGAGAUGUCUGUGCUUUGUGGACGUGCUGAUACACCGUUUCACGAGGUCCACGCGUGUUUGAUCAGCCACAUGAACUGGACACCUAUAAUUAGUCGGAUACAUCCUCAAGAGCCUCAUUAAGCGAGUCGAGUGGACGCACGCGUAAACAGGGGUCUGAACAUCAACAACGCACUUGAUAUGGCGGAUGCUGGAGGUGGGGAACGCAUUAACGCUCAUUCCGGCCGGUACAACAAAACAGGCAUUCAAGUGCAUAUUCGAAAGGAGUAAUAAAUGUGUAAAUCGGUCAGGAGACAUAUCCUGUGACUGCUGCGGAUAAUUUGGACAGGAUCAGCAACAUCACUGUUACUGGCAACGCCGGAGGCUCUGUCUGGCAGAAAAAGGCCAUUGAAAGGUGCGGUGGAAGAAACGUCGAUAGGUAAAUAACUGCUGAAUUGCUCGUGGACGGCAGAUCUGUAUGUCAUGUCGGUAUAGUCGGUUUGGGUGAGCAUGUGUCGCUGGCGGUGAAGUGUCUCGGAGCUGUUACUGUUCUGCAAGAUUGGGCCCGGCGUCCGACUCCACGAAUUAUGAUGGACCUGGAACAAUCAUAAUGAAAUUUGGAUGGCCUGAAAUGUAUGCAACGCCCUACGGCAUAAUGGUCGCAGACAGUGGGCGAACGUGGAAGCCCUCACUGUGAAACAUGGAUGAAACAAGGGUUGCGUACCUGCCCUAAAUCUUCUCAGUCCUCUGUCCACCUCAGUGUCAAUGGACGACCGUCGUGAAGGAAGAGCAAGUAUCGUCACUGGCUGAUGAACCAACGGGAAGCCGUUAAAUCAAAGUCUCAUCAAUGCCGUUGCGAAAAUCUUCAGGGGCAGGACAGACAACCUCUUCUAUGACGUUUGCGCACUGAACCCGGCAAGUGAAGCGGAUACUGGCCAGGGUCCGGACUUCCUCGUCUAUGGAUGCACCAACUUCGAAUGGACUGCAACACGUAUCAACUUGUUGUCAUACUUCAACCACUGUCAGCUGUUUAGUAUGCUGAACCCGAUGUCGUUGCCAGUCAUGUCAUCGUCGUGGACCAGUUUGCUUACCUAGGCAGUACAAUCAUAAGGAGCAUCGGAAUCAAUGAUGAUCCCGCUGCACAGUCAGAUGUUCGACAGCCUCCAAUCCUUCGUGUGGAAUCGACGCGGCGUCGUCGAGGCCAACUUUUGCCGUCACCUUGGCAACGUGUCUCUAUGGUGCUAAAACCCUUAUUAUUUACUACAACUGAGUGAAGAGGCCAAAUCGCCGCCACCCCUAGCUCUUUCAGGAGCAUUCGGUAGGUGAAGUGGUGGAAACAGAUCCUGACCAUCGCAGUACUACAGUUGUCCGGUAUGCUCGGUAUAUCUGCAUGUCGGAAGCAGAUGAAACCUCGAUGGGGUGACCAAGAUUCAUAGGGAACCGUCAAAUAGGAUAAGCAAUCCUGGCGCACUGCCGCGGGGAAGGAAACAGCAAUCUUUCAAGUCAGUAGACUAAGGGGGCCAAAGAAACGGAGGUGUACGCAUAAGAAGAGGUGAGAAGAAGUAGCUGUGAUCGCUGGAGCAAGAGACUUAUUCGCCUGACGUUUCGGAUUCUUGCACGAACCGAUCAUCGGAGACGGGUAGUUAAUGCAUAUGAAGUUGCAGUACUUUUAAGAUGCAGUCGCUAUGCAACCACCUACGUAGGAUAAUUAACGUCUCGACCUUCAUUGAAGAUGGUUGCCCUCUGGUACGCUAAUUGCUUGAUGGCCGACAGGUAAGGCGUUUACUGCUGAAAUUUCAUCACCAGUGUUUGAUGUUGGCGUGAUGAUGGCUCGGUCACCUGACCCACCGACCUGUGCGCUCACUGAGUGGCUAAUUACUUUGGCCAAGCUAAGUUUCAGCACAAAUCGUGGGAUGAGGGGACUAUUGCACUCUCUAAUAGACUGAGAUCCAUGUGAACUAUAACUGCAGCAACUGUCAGCUCACAUGACUAUCACCUUUCAAAAUAGUUUCGGCCCAUCGAAUUUGGGUGUGUGGUCGGGUCUUGUUGAAUGAGUCGCGACUUAAGAGUUGGCGUCAUUUUUCCGCGCUGCUGUCGCGAGCUCGGCGACUCGCGUCCGGAGCAGUCUUCCAGUUUCUCCGACGUAACUGCCUUGUCCGCAACUGCAUCAGAUCCCGUAAACGACUCCAGAUGUUUAUUGCCGUGGCAGUGGGUCUUUUGGUCUGAUUACUUGACGUCAGGUGUAAUGAGACAGCGGUCCUUCAAGUCUACCAGAAAAUAAAGGCAUGAGCACAAGAAGAGGUGCUCAGGAACAACUUUGAAGACGCCUAACCCGCUUCAAAUACCACCACCGCCAAUGCACAUUUGGCACCCACAUCAACCGCAGCGUCACUAGCAACCAAUGUAGACACCGCGUCGUGAAUCGCCGCAAGCACUUGCCAACCUUUUCGCACUUACUCGCAUUGUUAACGUUGAGUUUCAGAUCGGCCUUGACAUAUCGCUGAAUACUUCAUUAUUUUCAGUGUUUUUCCCGAUCACCCAUAAAGACGAGUUCUGUACUAUGUAUCUGUUGAAAAUUUUAAAAUAAAGCACUCCUUGAGGGCAUUCACCGAAGUAGCGAACGUUUGGGCGCUCUUUUUGAUGAAGGUCGUUUGGGUCACUUCUGAAGGCUCACUCAAGCAGAAAACCACAUCGUCAAAUAGAAUGAACGUCCACAACGAAAGUCAGCAUCGAAUAUGCCUUCGAUGAAUUAGAAAACUUUCUCAAACAAGUCACCUCUUUAAGCAGUACUCUAGUGCAGCACUCCGUUGACGGAUCUCUGUGUAUUUUGCAUUUUUGCGCGGUGAGGCUACGAAAAAAAUUGACACUUUUGGCGGUUCCUUUCACGUUUCCAAACAAUACUAACAGUUUUUUUUAUUUUACACGUAGGAACAUGCCUUUCUUCUUAUAUUGCGGUCAUUUGCACUGUUUUUACUCGCCAGUAGGCUUCAAUCUACGAUUGUGAAUGCAGAGCAGGGUGCCCAUAUAAAUACUGAUAUUUUGCUGAAACGGUUAAGGUUUUGCUCGCUCCAUUUCUGAAUUAAGUAUUCGCUGAAGCUAGACUGUACGACAAGUAAUGUUUCAUAUGCCUAAAACUAGAAAUAACUAUUCGGUGGUGGUCAUUUCUGUGACGAGUACGAUUUUCCAAACAGCAAAACAAUUUCAGCCCAUUUAAACGAAGGAUUGACUGUGUGCGUUAAUACUGCACUUUAUUGCACCAAGCACUUCCCACCAUAGGGAAUAUUCCAGUUCUCAACCCACAGGACAGCACUUUUGUGGCUCAAUAGCAGAGCAUUGGGCUGUUUGACCCUCAAUUACCAAAUAACUCGAGUCCAAAUCCCAUGGCACCCAAACGUGCGAUUGAGUUGGGCUGGCCGACUGGCGACGACCAGUAAGCCAUGGACGUCCAUCCCACUCUCUCUUGUCCCCUUUUUGUAUACUCCUUUCCACAUCAGUACUAGUCGGUAUACGACUAAAUUGAACCCUAGGAUGCAACGGCAGAAGCACGUUCUGCAACCCCCCACGCUGCCAGCAAUACUGUUGACGAGUCACCUUUCCAUCAGGGACCUUUUAAUAUCUCCUUCACUCUCCUUGGCAGUGUUUCGCGCAACUUACAUUUCCCUCAUUUACCCAGCACUCACGAAUUCUGUGCUCGUUUGCACAGCGUUAUGCGGUAAUUCUUUUCACAACACCCUCUUUGGCCUGUUGACUAGAACUGAAGCCCGGCCAGCUGCAGCAUAUUCCCAAAGCAGCUCUUCGCCCGGUCAUGCUGAAAGACUUCACCGACAGUCUGCAGAGGAUACGGCCCAGCCUGACCAGUCAGUCUCUUCAGAGUUACGCCAAGUGGAAUAGCAGUUUUGGCGAAAACCGCUCCGCCGAGACGGCAAGCGCCGCCAGCUCGUCUUUCCUGUCAAAGUUAUUUUCUUGA
Spirometra erinaceieuropaei is the source of this 24943-nucleotide messenger RNA. The record is from the annotation of a GenBank genome assembly. NCBI's taxonomy places the organism in Eukaryota, Metazoa, Platyhelminthes, Cestoda, Diphyllobothriidea, Diphyllobothriidae.